Molecule: messenger RNA, 237 nt
Organism: Prorocentrum cordatum
Lineage: Eukaryota; Dinophyceae; Prorocentrales; Prorocentraceae
Source: the annotation of a GenBank genome assembly
GCCGGGAUGGUGCAGCCGAGGUCUGCUUAUGCAACCGCCCUCGCAGCGCGGGGGCGCGCGGCGAUGAAUACACUCGAGUGGAAGCAGCACUGGAACGACAUGGCCGAGUGGGGAGAUGCUAAUAUUCCAACCGUGCGCAUUAUCAGUGGCACGCCCUGGGAGGAGCACUGGCUGGCUCCGGCGAUUGGCUCGAACCUGCGCCGGGUGGCGAUGAGCUCCAUCAGCGGCUCUGGACAG